Messenger RNA from Myzus persicae (green peach aphid), 2868 nucleotides. RefSeq lists its product as uncharacterized. The transcript is spliced from 7 exons. The record is from RefSeq and is a predicted model, not a curated record. NCBI's taxonomy places the organism in Eukaryota, Metazoa, Arthropoda, Insecta, Hemiptera, Aphididae.
ACGGACGAGUCGAUAAUGGACGAGAUUCGCUCCGAUCCCGAGCUAAACCCCGCAAGCAUGCUGGACGUGUACAGAUCGGACUCGCAAAAGUCCGACUCGUCGCAGAGGCCGAGAGUGUCGUUCAACCGGGACGUGCGGAUCAAGAAAAUCGGCAACUCAGAUGCAGCAAGUAUUGUGGAAGCUUUAGCCGGAGAUGGCGAAGGUCACUUGGUGCCCACGCCAGUUCGCAGGGAAAAGAUCAAAGCGUCUAAGCGUGAACUCGCGUUGGAAGCCGACCGCGUGCUCAAGCAGGCAGACAGCGUGGCCUCUCUGCACUCGGAUGUACCGCCGAGAAGGCAGCAGAGGAGCAAACCAGACGGAGCGUCCCUCCAACGGAAGACCAGCUUCGGAGGGACAGACUCGAAAAAAUGGAAUUCCGAAGGUAAACUGUCGUCGUACAUGUCGUUGGACAGGCCUAAGAACCGGAUCAGGAAGAGGGAGCAGCCGACGUGGGAAGAACAGCGGCAGGGCGGGCAACAGUAUCGGUCGUCGACGGACCUGACGACCGCAGUGGCGCCGCCGAAGAGACGUUCGACGGCAUCUUCGGGCGGCGGCAAGUUGACGAGGAGCGUCAGCGAUGCGGGCGACCGGGACAAGCCGCUGGCGUCCGGCGACGGCGGCGACGCGAAACGUUCGAUAUCGUUGUUCGGCACCAUCCAGCGGAUCAAGACGAAGAUCAAAAAGCGUCCGACGGCGGUGGCCGCGUCCGAGCCACCCCCGCGGAGGACGUCGUCGGGGGCCGACCGGUCCUCGGAACCGUCCACGCCACGGCCGGUGACGGGCCCGUCACCACCUCCGGCGCCGAUCCGGGCGAAAAAACAGCUGUCUCCCAUCAUCGAGUCGUCACCGCGGGACGAGUACUUCAAGUAAACGGUCGGCGGACCGCUGGGCUACGGCGGCGCGUCCCCACCGCGCCCCGUCCGCGGCCACAAGGUCGACCGGAUCGUCCGGAAACUGCAGCAUCAGCAACAGCAGCACCAACAGGCGGCGGCGGCCGAGCUCGCCCGUCAACCGUCGCCACCGCUGCCGCCACCGCCACCGUCGUCGUCGUCGCCAGACUUUGCCCACGCGCACAACGGCAACGAACCGUUUUCGUACACGGCCACGUCGUCGCCCACCAUCGUCCACCUACCGGACGACACGGCGGCGGCAGCUGACCGACCGCCACCACCGCAACGGCAACGACAACAGUAUCGCUCGGCCGGCGGCAUGGACGACACGUGGACGUCAUACGACGAUCUCAGCCACAGGCGGGACGCUCUCGAGUCGAGGCUGCAGAAACGCGCGGCCACCGUGGUGGUCAGACCGCAGCGGACGGGGUCGGGGGCGGCAGUGCGCGUGCGAACACCUCCGGAUGCGGCGCCGGACACGUACGCGACGGUGUACAAGAAGAACGAGACGCUCGGCGGCGGCGACAGAUACUUCGAGCGAAAGAUAGUCACAGAACACCGGUUCGCCCGGAGGACGCCCAGGCUGUCCGGCGACGGUAGCGAUGACCGUGACGACCACGAGGACGACGUCGACGCCGACCACCAUGACCGGCAUCACCGCGACGCCGCUGUCCAUCGCGAUACCGCCGCCCACCACGACCAUCAUCACCGCGACACCGCUGUCCGGCCGACGGAUGGCAGCCGCGGCCGUCCGCCGACGUCCCGGACCUCUUCAGGCAUGCCGACCAUCGUUUCCCGGAACAACGUGACCGUCGUCAACGCGCCGCCGCGCUCCGCUUCCGUGUACGGUGCCGACAAGCCGGCCAAAAAGCGUUCCAGGCUGGACAAGUUCAAGAUGCUGUUCACCGGCGGCUCUUCCGCGUCCAAGGAGAACAAGCGGCCAUCGUCGUCCGCUAAAGCUCAGUACAACUCGUCCGAUCCCGAGUCGUACACGUCGUCUUUGCGCAAACGAUACAACGUGUUCACCGGUACCGACAACAACAAACAAGGGAAUCAUGUGUCCGGAAAUAGGAGGAUGUCAUCUCCCAGCAAAUCCCAGAAACCGGCCGGAAACAACGCAUGGUUCAAGUCAUUGGACAGAUUCGGCAAGAAAAACAAGAGAUCGAAGACGUUCACGUCGGGCAGUGAAAAUGAUGACGAGAUCAGGGUGCACAGGGUGAACGAUCGGAACAACUCGAAGGGGACGACCCGGUCGUACCACAGCGUGGGAAACCUCAACUCUCUGGACAUGGACCAGUCGCCCAGGCUGACUGCCGACAAGAGGCACUCCCUGAUAGACAGUUCAGCGGGCAGCACCACCGAGGGCGACAGUAGUCAGAAAUCGCACAAGUCCACGGUCUAUCUUCACGCAACCACGGUAGGAGAAAUACCAGAAUCGCGACAGCUGCACCAGUCCGUGUUCGGGGCAAAGAGCAGGCGGGCGGCCAGCCGCGAGGAGCUGUCUUCGCGCAACGACGCGUUCGGCGGGGCCCAGAAGCGCACGCUGUCCCGAUCUGUGUCCGUGCUGGCGCCGUGGGCCCCGCGGCACAGCGAGGGCCGGACCGUGGACUACGACGAGCGCGGCCGGCCGCCCAGGGCGCCGUCGUCGGGCAGACACGGACCAGUCAAGGCCACCAAGAGCGACCCGGAAGAGUCAGCGGCGGCGGGCGCGGGCAGGCCCACGUUGGCGGCCCGGACUAAGAACCGGCAGCCGAAUCGGGCCAGUUCGGGCGAAGAAUCGUCGUUGCUGGACGAAGUUAUCAUCCGGACCACCAGCCGCACAGGCAAGCUCAUCAAGGACGACCGUUCCACGUCCCGGCAGAUCGGCAGGUCCAUGUCGUCGGCGAACAGGUCAGCCGCGGGAGGCACGUUGACACGGGUCAAGACGAAAUCGUAGUGG